Oryzias latipes (Japanese medaka) is the source of this 1944-nucleotide messenger RNA. RefSeq names its product chaperonin containing TCP1, subunit 4 (delta) (gene cct4). Gene Ontology annotation, biological process: protein folding. The record is from RefSeq and is a predicted model, not a curated record. NCBI's taxonomy places the organism in Eukaryota, Metazoa, Chordata, Actinopteri, Beloniformes, Adrianichthyidae. Gene Ontology annotation, molecular function: ATP hydrolysis activity; ATP-dependent protein folding chaperone; ATP binding.
UGAGCGCCAGGCGAUUUGACAGCCGGGUCCUUCUUCCGCUUGCUGCACCCCCUGUCUCUGGAAGGUUCUGUGUGCGACCCGGUGAAUAUACUACAAUCCGAGUCCAUCUGCACCAGAAUCGAACCGUUUUAUCCACGGGGUCUAUAGAUCCCACUCCAGAGAUCCCCGGUAACCGUUUGCAUCUUCUAUUACGCCAGGAUGCCCGAAAUGAAAGCAGCACCGAGAGCCCCAAGCGGAGGCAAAAACAAUGGAGGCACCUAUGUGGACCGCGACAAGCCCGCCCAGAUUCGUUUCAGCAACAUCUCUGCCGCCAAAGCCGUUGCAGAUGCCGUCAGAACCAGCCUGGGACCCAAAGGAAUGGAUAAGAUGAUCCAGGAUGAGAAAGGAGAUGUGACCAUCACCAACGAUGGAGCCACCAUCCUCAAGCAGAUGCAGGUGCUCCACCCAUCUGCCAAAAUGCUGGUGGAACUGUCCAAAGCUCAGGACGUUGAGGCCGGAGACGGCACCACCUCUGUGGUGAUCAUUGCUGGAGCUUUGCUGGAGGCCUGCUCCAAACUGCUUCAAAAAGGAAUCCACCCCACCAUCAUCUCCGAGUCCUUCCAGAAGGCUGUGGACAAAGGCGUGGAGGUGCUGAACGGAAUGAGCCGGCCCGUGGAGCUGAGCGACCGGGAGUCGCUGCUCAACAGCGCCACCACGUCCCUGUGCUCCAAGGUGGUGUCGCAGUACUCCAGCCUGCUGGCGCCCAUGAGCGUGGACGCCGUCAUGCGAGUCAUCGACCCGGCCACGGCCACCGGCGUCGACCUGAACAACAUCAAAAUCAUCAAAAAGCUGGGAGGAACCAUCGACGACUGUGAGCUGGUGGAAGGACUGGUUCUGACGCAGAGAGUGGCCAGUACCGGGGUGACCCGCGUGGAGAAGGCGAAGAUUGGUUUGAUCCAGUUCUGCCUGUCGCCUCCCAAGACCGAUAUGGACAACCAGAUAGUGGUGUCGGAUUACGCUCAGAUGGACCGCGUGCUGCGAGAGGAGCGCUCUUACAUCCUGAACCUGGUGAAGCAGGUCAAGAAGGCCGGCUGCAACGUCCUGCUCAUCCAGAAGUCCAUCCUCAGAGACGCUCUGAGCGACCUGGCACUGCACUUCCUCAACAAGAUGAAGAUCAUGGUGGUGAAGGACAUCGAGAGGGAAGAGAUCGAGUUCAUCUGCAAGACUAUCGGCACUAAGCCCAUCGCUCACAUCGACCACUUCACUCCAGAAAUGCUCGGCACGGCGGAGCUGGCAGAAGAGAUCAGCCUGGACGGUUCUGGCAAACUGGUGAAGAUCACAGGCUGCAGCAGCCCCGGGAAGACGGUGAGCAUCGUGGUCCGGGGCUCCAACAAGCUGGUGAUCGACGAGGCGGAGCGCUCCAUCCACGACGCGCUGUGUGUCAUCCGCUGUCUGGUCAAGAAGAGGGCUCUGAUAGCAGGAGGCGGAGCUCCAGAGAUUGAGCUGGCCGUGCGUCUGACAGAGUACUCGCGCACUCUGGCUGGGAUGGAGGCGUACUGCGUGCGCGCGUAUGGUGAUGCUCUGGAGGUCAUACCCUCCACACUGGCGGAGAACGCGGGCCUGAACCCCAUCUCCACGGUGACGGAACUCCGCAACAAACACGCACAGGGAGACAAGAUGGCCGGCAUCAACGUCCGCAAGGGGGGGAUUUCAAACAUCUUGGAGGAGCUGGUGGUGCAGCCCGUGCUGGUUUCCAUCAGCGCGUUGACUCUGGCCACAGAAACGGUCCGUAGCAUCCUCAAGAUCGAUGACGUGGUGAACACUCGAUAGGUCUGUCCGGUUUCUGAAGCCCGUUUGUUCUGCGAGGGAUCAGAGCAUCACGUCGACAGCAGUCUGCUCCGAUUUCUGCUGUAGUUAUUGCAUUGCCUAAUUUAAUAAAAGGCUGUGGGGUUUUUUUUGUUGACA